This is a messenger RNA of Fusarium proliferatum ET1, 798 nucleotides long. RefSeq lists its product as uncharacterized. Lineage: Eukaryota; Fungi; Ascomycota; Sordariomycetes; Hypocreales; Nectriaceae. Gene Ontology annotation, molecular function: oxidoreductase activity, acting on the CH-OH group of donors, NAD or NADP as acceptor. The coding region runs from base 1 to 798 and encodes 265 amino acids. The record is from RefSeq and is a predicted model, not a curated record. The transcript is spliced from 3 exons.
AUGGACUCCAUCUCGCGACUCUCGCAGCACCUGCCACCGUUCGUUAUCAACUUGUCAAAGUCGCAAAGAGCACAAGGCGUAGCGACUGUCGUCGGUGUUCUUGUCUUGCUCUCGCCCUUGAACAGGUGGCUGUCUUGGAGAAGCGCCAACAAUGGCGACACCCUCAACAGAUGGAAUCCCGCCACUGAACUUGUCGUGGUCACUGGUGGAAGCAGUGGCAUAGGCGCCAAGAUUGUCCAGAUAUUGGAGGCCGAGAAUAUCGAAGUUGACCUCUCAGACGCAGAUGCAAUUGCUGCAGUAGCAGAACGCAUUCGAUCUGACCAUGGCCACCCGACAGCUCUGGUAAACAACGCCGGUAUUGCACACGGUGAAACCAUUCUCUCGGUAACCCCAGAAAAGCUUCAGAGGCUCGUUAGCGUUAACCUCGAGGCACCCUUUCUCUUGACUCAACAGUUUCUUCCUGACAUGAUCACCCAUAACCACGGGCAUAUCGUCAAUAUCGCCAGCUUGGCUUCAUUCUUAACACAGGCUGCUAACGUUGACUAUGGUGCCACCAAGGUCGGUCUACUCGCCUUUCAUGAGGGUCUGAAACAAGAGCUCAAGCACGUCUACAAUGCCCCUGGAGUACGCGCGUCGGUUAUACAUCCGACUGGGGUUAACACUCCAAUGAUUGAGGCAAUUCUCAAGGCUGGCACCCUUGGCCGCUACGUUGAAGCCGAAGACGUUGCGAGUGCUGUUGUUACACAACUCACAUCAGGGUACGCAGCGCAAGUGCCCGUUCCACGCUCUGUGGGUUAG